AUGACAGAUGUGAUGGUGGUUGGGAAGGACUUUGAUUUCGUCAGGGGCUUGGUGGAAGUCGCAAAGUCGGCAACAAAGCGCGUAACUCAGACAAGCAAACAACAACAAGACAAACUUGACCUCUUCAAUCUUUGCCCAAACAAGAACCUGCAUGCUUUGUCUCAUACCACAAAGCGCGAAAGCAAGAUGCCAGCGGCCGAGGGCAUCGUCUUGACACUGGAGUCGCAGUUUGAUGCCGACACAAUCCCCGAGGCAGCCAUACCAGUCAGCGACACAACUCUUGCUUCUGACAACCCACGACUAGUCGAUGUUUACGUCCCCUCCUACCUCGCGUCUCAGUUUUGGAUAUCUUACACGAUCAAUCCAGCCAUGCUCGCACCCGCACUUGCACCCGCACCCACCCAAACACCAACAAAGUACAUUUUCUUCAAGCUCAUCCUCGACGGCGAGUGCAUCGUCAGCUGGGGUGUCGGAGAGGCAGAAGGAUGGAAGGGCAAGACCAUGUGGGCUUUCUUCCGGUCAGAGGACCAAGGUGGCUGGCGCGCUGUCGACAAGCGCGCCUUUUUCUUCCGUGCUACAGGUGACGACCAGGACUUUGACAUUCUCGCAUACCGUGCCAGAGGAAGACGCAGGGCCUGCAGACAAUUUGACGACAUGCCACCAAUGGGCCAACAGGGUUUCGACCUCGUCAGCUGGGGCCGCCUCAAGGAACAUCACCCUCAGAAUUUCUAUCAGUAUGCUCUCCUUGAUCCAAUCGAUCAGCCAUACGCUACCUUUCGCUAUCAUAUCCGAGGAGGUCCCCACGUCCAAGCUCGUCACCCUUGUCAGGACCUUGACCAAAGCAGCAGCAGCAGUUCCUCUGUCGGUAUGCUCAACGAACCUUCCAGGCUGGCGAAAGAGUUCCAAGACGCGUCGAGACUUCGUAGAUUGUCUUACCCACCGACCAUGUGUCUCAUCCCCACCUCUUCAUGUACCGAGCCUUCAUCACCUACAAAGCUCGAUGCAGAGAUAUCGGUACCCCCAGAGCUAGACAUGUCGAUCCUAGACCCAGAGCCAUCCAUCACCGUUGAGAAUCCACCGGAGUCAGAACAACUUUCUUCUGCAAACCCCCAGCUACAUACCUUGGAGCAGAGGGAACAAGAGCACAUCAGCAACGAGACGGUCAUCCGUAAGCAGUCGGUACAAACCCCUACACCUCUGGGUCCGGAGCAGAUCGCGGAUACACCACCAUCAAGCCUCAGAAGACGUAGCGGAGCAAAGAUCAAGGAAUGGUUUGGAAGCAUUUCUAAGAGAAGAGCUACCAGAUCAACAUCCCCUAUACAUCCAUCCUUGUCACACAAGACCAGCUCGGCGUCCCUGUUAUGA
This is a messenger RNA of Aureobasidium musti, 1365 nucleotides long. The record is from the annotation of a GenBank genome assembly. Lineage: Eukaryota; Fungi; Ascomycota; Dothideomycetes; Dothideales; Saccotheciaceae.